ACGAAACAUGGCGGACGGCGAAAUGGUGACCGAUGUAUCUACAAAAGCACUUUAUUCUGGCCUCCCAGAACAUGUUCAACACAACUUGGAAGAACUUAGUCUUCAGCCAUUAAAUUGUUCUGCUAGAAGCGCAAUAAAAUCAUUUAUGGGAAGAGUGGUACAAAAAAAUAAAGAGGACCUGGAAAGGAAACUGCGAUAUGAUCCUGUGACUUUGGACAGGCUAAAUAAACACAAGUCAAACAAGAAACCAAAGAGAAAAGAAAUGUCCCUAAGAGAGAAAAAGAGUCGAGGCAUUUACAAGAUUUCUCCCAAGAAUCAAAGGUAUGAAAUGUAUCUUCCUCUUCAUGAUUUAUGGACAGGCUACAUGCAAGAAAUGUUAAACUUGACAUCUGAAAGUAAUUUGAAAGUUAUAUAUCCCAAACUACUGCGUGCUGACUACCAUGGGUGUAUUCUCAAGGUGAGCAGAUCCAAGUGUCCAUCAUAUGUAGGAACAUGUGGUAUCUUACUUCAAGAGACAAAAAAUUCCUUCAAGAUUAUCACAAAACAAGACAAACUCAAAACCUUUCCCGGGCUCUUAGUCAGUGGAAAUGAGCGAUUACGAUUGUUAGGGAAACGGAUGCCUGAGCACCGCUGCCGCCGCCAUUGACUGAGAGACUGGCAGAGGCUAUGUGUGGUUGUGAUUCUAUAUGUUUUGAUGAUACAGAGCCAAACAACGAGUUUCUUUUUUGUUUAUGUUCAGUGAUUCCUAAAGCAAACAGUGUGUUUACAUUUGAACUGGGAGGAUUUGAGUUCACGAUUCACGGAAGUCAUUUCUGCUUCCGAUCUAGUGAGCGCUCGGCAAGGAGAUUCAAACCAAAAGCGACAACAGACUUAUAAACAUCCAUCUUGGACAGAUUUUCCAGUCAACAUUGUUCCCACAGCUGUGGUUCCGUGAUCACAGAAAGUCCUACAAAGAAGGAGUAUCUGAGUAAUCACAAACAUGCCUAUGAAGGGAAUUUGUAAUUUUGCCUAGAGAACGUUUUUAGUGUGCAUGCUAAACGUCCUCAGACUUUGU
Messenger RNA from Pocillopora damicornis (cauliflower coral), 1054 nucleotides. Its product is annotated as ribonuclease P protein subunit p29. Lineage: Eukaryota; Metazoa; Cnidaria; Anthozoa; Scleractinia; Pocilloporidae. The record is from RefSeq and is a predicted model, not a curated record. Gene Ontology annotation, biological process: tRNA 5'-leader removal; rRNA processing. Gene Ontology annotation, cellular component: ribonuclease MRP complex; ribonuclease P complex. Gene Ontology annotation, molecular function: ribonuclease P RNA binding.